ACUGUAGCCCACCGGGCCGUAGAGCUAAUUUAACAUAUGAACAAGACGAAAUACUGGCAAAUGUCAAUAAUAGGAGUCAAGCGAGCGGCUUGUGAGGGAUCAGAGCUCUGAGACUGGCUGGCGGAGCCCCGUUAAGAAGCACAAGCGGAUUAGGACUCGCGAGCAGGUGCCUUUGUUGGCUCGCGCCGUUGCUAGUGGAGACCCGCAGUAGCCCGACGCGCUUCUUUAAAAUGAAUGCCUCCAAAUGAGCGUCUCUUCCGCAAACGGGGAAUAAAACGCGCUCGACAGUUCUAGGAGUUUUUUAACCAAUGCAAGUUCCGGCACCAUGUUCUACGGUUCCUCAUCUGCCAGCAUGUCUCUGCCAUCCAAGAACCGUCUGAAGCGUCAAAAUCGCACUUUUACACAGGUUCUGUAUCGGACACUGAGUUAUCGGGAUCGUCGUUCUGUUACCGACCUACCUGAGCAGGUACGGGAUGAUCCAGCUGAGCUUUCCACCCAAUCAACUGCACCAGGUGUGCUGAAGAUAUUUGGCGAUGAAAUCAGCGCCGGCGCUAACUACAAAAGCGUUCUUGCCACACCUCGUUCCAGCGCCCAAGAGUUGAUCAAAGAGGCGCUUGAGCGCUAUUCUCUAAACAAGGCCUCAGCCUGCAGCUAUGUGUUAUGUGACGUGAUUGGACGGUUUGAAGGCCCAGAUCGAUGGUGGCAGACUGAGUGCCUUCGGGCACUAGGGAACAACGAGAAACCCCUCCUCUUGCAGGACCUCUGGAAGCCAAAGGAGGGUUAUUCUCGCCGAUUUGAGCUCAGAAGAAGAGCCGAGGUUGAGGAACUGGCAGCAAAAGAGAAGGACACAGUCACUGCAGGGACCCACACAAACUCCCCUGUGCUAUCUUCAACCUUGAGUAGAAGCGGGCAUGGUAGAUGCCAUCGGAGCUCCCCCCGGGGCUGGCGUUUGAUACAGCCCUGUACAACUAUUGUUAAAGAUAUCAAUGCUCAAGCAAGGAAGCUGCAAAGAAACCGUGCUAAAGGUACAAUGACACUCCAGCACGGCUCCUCAUUUUGCCGCAGCCUCAGUGAAACCAGCCUUAACUUGGUGGGUCUGCCUGGUGAGGAACCUAAACGGUACUACUCCACCCUCCCAGGGCCAAUCAGAACACGCUCCGCACGAGAUGCAGAGACCCGUAAAGAACGAGAUGGGGGCGGAGUUAAACACUCACUCUACCAAUCACCACAUUUGCUGCUCCUUCAAGGGUACAACCAACAGGAUUGUCUGGUUUACCUUUUGAAUCGAGAGCAACACACAGUUGGUCAGGAAACCGCAUCAGCACGGCCAAAUAUCUGCCUGUCAUCUCCGGAUGUGCUUCCACUUCACUGCCGAAUACGUCGUGCAUCGCAACGGCGCUCUUCCUCAGACCAGCGGUUACUUUUGGAGCCUGUCGCCCAUGGCAGUGUGCUGGUUAACUUCAUGCGUAUUGAGCGCCCCACUCCACUACGUCAUGGGGAUUUGCUGUCAUUUGGUGCUCAUUACAUCUUCCUGUACAAAGAUCCACUAAGUGCGAAACCACUUCCUGCCCAAACUCUCACUCGACUCCGAGCACUGGCACGACUAUGCGAUAGUGAGUCGGGUGGUUUGCCUGAGAAAGGAGAGGCAUGUCGUAUGUGUGGGGCCGUAUUACAUGAACCAGUGGCAUCUAGGCGCAGCUCUAAGGCUCCUGCGCGAGGUGCACAGAAACGAAAGCUCAUGCUGGAAUUUGAGUGGGCUCAUGAGGAUGCGCUGGUGAACCGGGUGCUGACACUUAUUGAGCCGAGUGGAGAUGACCACAAGCUGACACCAGCAUAUUUGCUUUGUCUAUGCAUCAAACACUCAGCUCAUACAUUUCCUCCUGGCAGCUUCGGUAAACUAUUGCUGAAAAUUGCUAAGAGGAUUCAGACAAUAGCAUGGGAGAAGACAAAGGAGUUGGCACAGAAGCAAGCUCAGCAUCAAGAUCCUGCCUCGCUGUCUCUGCUCAGCAUCUCAGACCUAGUACCUGAUCUCCAGUUCAUUUACUUCUGGAUGUCCAAUGCCAUCGAAAUACUGUAUUUUAUCCAGCAGAAAUCACCUGCUUACAUGCAGACUAUUGAGCUCAUGGAUGAUAAAGCGGGAUCUAAAGAAUCUCUCCUCUCAGCAACAAUAUCAGCAAAUGAAGAAGCUAUGACCAUACUAGAGGAAGUGAUCAUGUACACCUUUCAGCAGUGUGUUUACUACAUCACUAAGUCUUUGUACGUUGUGUUGCCCGGCCUGUUAGACUGUAACCCAUUUGGGACGGAGUCUUCAUCAGAGCAGUGCCGGCGGGCAGUUGGAGAGUGUGUGUGUGCCGUGUGUGUGAUGCCAGAGGCAGUUCGCAGGGUUGUGAGUGUGUUUCAGACUACAUCAGACCUGCUGCAACAGUACCAGGUUCAUUCAGAGAUUCAGAGUCAAAUGUUCGCCUACCUCUUCUUCUUCACCAACGUCUCACUCUUCAAUCAACUCAUAGAUAAAGGCCCCGCACGUGGCUGGUUUCAGCGUUCUCGGGUCCUGCAGAUCCAGGCUAGUGUGAAAAUGCUACUGGACUGGGCUAAAGGAGCAGGGCACAAUCAUCUCACCCAGAAAUUCUUUGCCAAGUUCUGUAGUGCUGUGAGCAUCCUGGCUACACCCCCUCAACAGCUUUCACAGAUGAGUUGGAAAGCUCUAUGUGCAGAGCAUCCGUCUCUGAAGCCUGUCCAGCUACAUAGAAUCCUCACACAGUACCAGCUCAUGGCUGAGCUGGGUCAUCUACCAAUCUGGCAACCCAGCAGUGAAGAUGAGGCAUAUAUCUACAGAACAGUUGAUCUAGUGGAGAGUUUUGAGAACCACCCUCCUAUUGUGCUGCCGAGUGCUGGAUUCAAGGUGGACCUGGAGAGUGACAGUGUAGAGGACAGUAUAUACCGCCAACUACUUUACGUUCGUCACUUCCUUUGGGGUCUUCGUACCAAGACCCAGUCUUCUAAUGGCUGUGCAGACCGUCAGGAUGCCCAGCGUGAGCCUCCUCAGCCUCACUCCAGUCCACAUCCAGCACCUCCUUUGCGUGGGGAGGGUGAGGGGGAGGUGCGGGGCUCCUCAGCGGGUCUCGGAGGAAGAGGAGAGGGAGCGGGAGCUGAGGAACGACCACGAGACAAGCCGCCACAUAGCAUUCAUUACAGAAACGGGACCAGCAUCCGUUACGCCAACCAAACCCAAGCGACAGACUCUUCUUGUAUACUGACUCCACCUAAUACGCCCCUCUAUCCGGAACACACGUAUAUACACUCCAACACACAGUCCAAUCCUGCCCACUACCCUGAGCAUGCUUCACAAGAGCACACACAUACACAUUCUCACACAAAGUCCAAUGGUUGCAAGCGUUCUACUCCAGAGCACAAGAAAAUCAAUGGCUUCAUCAGCAAUGGCAUUGAAGUGGACCUGGAUAAAGGACCUUACGGCCUGGGAAUGGGACUUAUCGAUGGACUUCACACCCCUCUGAACUCUCCUGGAAUCUACAUCAGGACACUGAUUCCAGAUGGACCAGCUGCUGCAGAUGGGCGACUUUGCAUUGGUGACAGAAUUCUGGCAGUGAAUGGGACCAGUCUCAUUGGGGCAGACUACCAGAGUGCUGUCGAUUUGAUUCGUCUGGGGGGAGGACGGCUCCGGUUUCUUGUCGCCAAAUCAGAUCUUGAAGUAUCAGAGAAGAUCAGUGCCUCUUCCUGCUGAGGAGAGGCGGCAAGUGUGACCCUCUACCUAGACGAAAUAUGAGGAGGACAGCGAUUCCUCCUUUCCGAGACUGGAGAACAAGCACACUAUAGGACCUCUCAGUGACUACAGCUCUCUAUCUCAGCCCUGUACAAUACUGCACUCUUUCUCAUUCAGAAUGAAAGUAUGACAUCUCUGUCUUACUUUUCCUCUUAGCCAGACUGGGUUUGUUCCUUGAAUGUCAAGGAAUAUUGAAUAAGAAGGUAUUUGUUCACAUAAUCAGGCUGAUACUGUAAAAACAAAGUAAUAUUCACACGAUAGCAGACAUGAAAUGGGGCGAAAGUGGGAUUUUAAGUUUUGCUCUUAAAUAGAAACCAAACAAUCUAUAAAGAAAAAAACAACAUUUAAUAGCUUUGCUAAAAG
Molecule: messenger RNA, 4144 nt
Organism: Sinocyclocheilus grahami
Lineage: Eukaryota; Metazoa; Chordata; Actinopteri; Cypriniformes; Cyprinidae
Product: ras-associating and dilute domain-containing protein
Exons: 16
Coding region: 326-3742 (1138 amino acids)
Biological process (GO): neural crest cell migration; signal transduction; substrate adhesion-dependent cell spreading
Cellular component (GO): microtubule
Molecular function (GO): GTPase binding
Source: RefSeq, a predicted model, not a curated record